Molecule: messenger RNA, 1968 nt
Organism: Durusdinium trenchii
Lineage: Eukaryota; Dinophyceae; Suessiales; Symbiodiniaceae
Source: the annotation of a GenBank genome assembly
AUGCCGCCACGGCUGUCGGAGCGGGUGCCCUCACCGGCGCCCUCGCUGUCGUCCUCACAGCAGUCGGUGGCCUCUUCACACCGAGAGAAGCCACAUGAGGGCUCCAAGACGUCGUCGCUGUUCCCUUCAGCCUCCGAGAUGAGUCGUACUGUCAAGGCCAAGAUGAACACACUCACUUGGAAGCGGAAGUCCAAGAAGGCAGUGUCCCUGGAUGGAGGUUUGGCGGCCUCGGAGGUGGUGCAGCGGACAGGACACCUCGUGACCAGGAGCCACAGCGUGAAUUCCCAGCCCUCGCCGACGUCACCUGUCCAGAAUGUGGUGCCAUUCAAGAGUCAGUUGCCACUAGGCCAAAUCUUCCGGCACUACCUCCGGUGGCGGAGGGAUGGCCAGGGCGAAGUGGAACGCAUCCAGGCGAAGAUCGAUGACAUGUGGCUGCAAGAGAUGAUGCUGGGCUGUGACACCGAGCUCUUCGAGACUGUCCGAAAGGACGCAGGACCGGGUGCGCGACGUCGAAAGCAGAAGCCUGGGAGCGCGGAAGAGCAAGUCCGGGCCCAGGUUUGCAGCUGGAAACGUCGUCCCAGUCAAGUCACGCAGGUCUUGGUGCAGCUCCGCCAUGCGAAGCGUCCCAGAGCAGCCAGGUUUUUGCUGCAAGCGAUGGCUUCCGCGCGCUUGCCGCCCAACCCCCUGCACCGCGCCGCCGCCGUGAGCGUCUACGCUGCCGCGGCCGCCUGGGCGUUCGCGGUGGAGGAGCUCGGCCAAAUCUCGAACUUGGGGAGCACAUUUGGCAGCACCUACAGCACGGUGGCCUACAACAGCAGCAUCACUGCACUCGAAAAGAGCUAUCACUGGCAGUUGUCUUUGCAUCUCCAUCAAGAGAUGGCACGCCGCCAGGUGCGCAAGGACGUGAUCUCCUUCAGCGCUGGUAUCAGUGCCUUAGAGAAGGCGGGCCAAUGGCAGCGUGCCUUGACGCUUUUUCGCCAGCUGGGCCAAGAGCGUCUCAAGAAGGACCGGAUCCUGUAUGCGGCCAGUAUUAGUGCAUGCGAGAAAGGCAGUGCGUGGCAGCAUGGUUUGGCCUUGUACCAGCUGUCCCUUGAUGAAGGUGUUCACAGCGACGAGGUGAUUUACGGUGCCGCCAUCAGUGCCUGUGAAAAAGGCGCUCAUUGGAAAGGCGCUUUGGCCCUGUUCGAUCGAUUUGCCGUGGCGACCGCGCCUUGCUGCAGCGCCGUCAUCAGCGCUUGUGAGAAGGCGGCUCGCUGGCAGCUGGCCUUGCAGCUCCUCAGCGUCAAGCUGGCCUCGCUGCGCGACGAGGGAGAGGUGGCCUUGAGUGCUGCGAUUAGUGCCUGUGGGAAGGCGCUCGCCUGGGAAAGCGCCCUGAGUUUGCUGCGCGGUGCUCGAGGGGCCAUUGCGUUCAAUGCGGCGAUGGCUGGGUGCGGCGAUGCGGGUGAGUGGUCCUGGACCUUGUGGCUCUUCGAGGAGAUGCUCCGCCAGCAGCUCACACGGACAGAGAUCUCAUUUAACGCAUGUGUGAACGCCAUGAGCUUGAGCCUCCGAUGGGAACAAGCUCUCCAGAUCUACGAGUCCAUGCGCCCCAGCCUCCUCCGGCCAGACAUCCUCACCCUGAACGCAUUGGUCCAAGGUUUCUUGCCCCUGAUGAAAUGGACGGCAGCUGUGGCACUUCUCGAUGAACUACCUCGCAUGAGCGUGCAGGGCAAUGUGGUCACUGAGGCCAACAUCCUCAAACUCUGCCGCUCCUCCGGCGAGCGCAGAGCGACGGAAAUGGCCGCUGCCUUGCCGAUGUGCAGCGAGGUGCUGGCACUGCAAUGCUUUCAGCGAGCGGGACCCGGACGGGAGAGCGGCCCGGGGCCUGAGACGUCGCCGGUGCGACCGGCAGAUGUGGUGACCUUCACAUGGUUUUCGACCCUUGCGCAUCAACCGAUGCACCGAGCGGGUCAAUGGAUGUCAUCAUAA